AUGGUGACUGCCAACAGCUUCUCAAGUGAGACUCUCCCAAUCCAGACUAAGCUCUUCAUUAACAACGAGUAUGUCUCGGCUAAGUCUGGCAAGACUCUCACAUCUAUCAAUCCCGUGGAUGGUACGCCCAUCGAGAAAUUCGAGGUUGCCGGUCCAGAAGAUAUUGACAUCGCGGUGAAGGCGGCGAGGAAGGCGUUCGAGACGUGGAAAGACUCUGAUGGGUCCUUUCGCAGGGACUGCCUCUACAAGCUUGCCGAGCUCAUUCAGCUGCACGAAGACCGUCUCGCUGAGCUCGAGAGUCUAGACAAUGGGAAGCCUAUUGUGAUAGCGAAGGCAAUUGACAUCAAGCUUUGUCAGAAAAUAUACAAAUAUUAUGCUGGCUGGGCCGACAAAGUAUUGGGGAGUGUCGUACCAGUUGACGGUUCCAAUAUGUCUCUUACCGUUAAAGAACCCAUUGGCGUGGUUGGGCAGAUCAUUCCUUGGAACUUCCCUCUGGUCAUGCAAUCAAUGAAGUUGGCUCCAGCCCUCGCUGCUGGAUGUACAGUUGUGAUGAAGUUAUCCGAGAAGACACCCCUCACUGGGCUUCUUUUCGGCCAGCUUAUCAACAAGGCUGGAUUCCCUCCUGGAGUAGUCAAUAUCGUCAAUGGUGGUCCUGAUGUUGGCCCUAAGAUCAUCAAGGCCAGUGCCGAGUCAAAUCUCAAGAAGGUUACUCUCGAACUGGGGGGAAAGUCCCCUAUGAUCGUGUGCGAUGACGCCGACUUAGAUCAGGCCCUAGCGGCGGCUGAUAUAGGAUUGUUCAUCAAUCAUGGCCAGUGUUGCUGCGUCGCUAGCCGUAUCUACGUUCAGCGUGGUGUAUAUGAUGAAUUCGUGAAGAAGGCCGUGCAACGCGCUAAGAACAAGAGAGUCGGGGACCCGCGUGACCGAAAUUGCGACCAAGGACCGCAGGUUGACAAGAUUCAGUUCGAGCGAGUUAUGUCCUACAUCAAGUCAGGCGUCGAGGAGGGCGCUGAACUUCUCUGUGGAGGGAAGCGUUUGGGAGAUAAGGGGUGCUUCAUCGAGCCAACAGUGUUCGGCAACGUGAAAGAUCAUAUGAGGAUAUCUAGAGAGGAGAUUUUCGGGCCAGUUAUGCAGAUCGCCCCAUUCGACACCAUGGAAGAGGUCGUCAGGAGAGCUAAUGAUACUCCAUUUGGUCUGACUGCGGGUAUAUGCACUCGCAACAUCGGUAAGGCUACCAGAAUUGCCAAGGAGCUCAAGGCGGGUACAGUAUGGGUCAAUUGUUACCUUAACCUCGAUGCAGCAGCAGCCUUCGGUGGUUAUAAACUGUCAGGAUGGGGACGUGAAAAUGGAGCGGAGGGUCUUGAGAAUUAUCUCGAGACUAAGUCAAUCAUGUGGCCCGUUGACGAAACCAUUAUUUGA
Molecule: messenger RNA, 1416 nt
Organism: Perkinsus marinus ATCC 50983
Lineage: Eukaryota; Perkinsozoa; Perkinsida; Perkinsidae
Product: Aldehyde dehydrogenase, putative
Exons: 10
Coding region: 1-1416 (471 amino acids)
Molecular function (GO): aldehyde dehydrogenase (NAD+) activity
Source: RefSeq, a predicted model, not a curated record